This is a messenger RNA of Neoarius graeffei (lesser salmon catfish), 6304 nucleotides long. It is a transcript of the gene eif2ak4, whose product is annotated as eukaryotic translation initiation factor 2 alpha kinase 4. Gene Ontology annotation, cellular component: cytosol. Gene Ontology annotation, molecular function: ATP binding; protein binding; eukaryotic translation initiation factor 2alpha kinase activity. The record is from RefSeq and is a predicted model, not a curated record. Bases 210 to 5069 code for a protein of 1619 amino acids. The transcript has 38 exons. NCBI's taxonomy places the organism in Eukaryota, Metazoa, Chordata, Actinopteri, Siluriformes, Ariidae. Gene Ontology annotation, biological process: DNA damage checkpoint signaling; regulation of translational initiation by eIF2 alpha phosphorylation.
AGUCUUGACGGCUUCUGUGCGCCAGAUUAGAAGUUACGCUUUUACUGCGCGACGUGUGUUUAUAUGAGUCAUUUAAGUUUGUAGCUGCUAUGUUUUUGAUAUCGGCGUAUUUUGUUGACUUCCUGGUGGAAGAACGGUGACUAUAUUAGAGCGAGAAGUUUGUUUCCGCUUGGGACGUGAGCGAGAUAUGUGUCAAAUGUCACAGAAUAAUGAGCGAUUCUCUUCUUAAUUCUCCGGAUGGAAAUGAAGACCAUGUAGUGCAACAGGAAAAUGAGCUGGAAGCUCUUGCGUCAAUAUUCGGAGAUGACUUUCAGGACAUCAGGACUGAACAUCCGUGGAAGAUCAAGCGUCCUCCAGAAGUGUACCUGUACCUGCGCCCUAAAGGUCUGAGCCAUGGCCAGGAGUGUUACGUGACUGUGGAUUUGCAGGUCAAAUGUCCACCGACGUACCCUGAUGUGCCUCCAGAACUUGAACUGAAAAAUGCCAAAGGUCUCUCAAAUGACAAUCUUCAAAACCUGCAAAGUCAGCUGGCCAAACUGGCCUUGGACCGAUGUGGAGAGGUGAUGAUCUAUGAGCUAGCAGACUUUGUGCAGAGCUUUCUUACAGAACACAAUGUUCCACCUUCUCGCUCCUUUCAUGAGGAGAUGCUGAAGAACCACAGGCGGCAACAGGAACGCCUGGCCCUCGAGGAGCAGCAGAGGAUUGACCAGCGUCGCAGGCAGGAAGAACAGACGCAAAAUGAGAUACUUGCUGAAAUCCAGAGAAGAGAAGAAGAGAAACGAGAGGAGAAGAGGAAGAAGGAGUUGGCCAAGUUGGAGCGUUUGGAGUGCGUGGCUCAGCCGACUGCAGGAAGCCCGACGUCUGGCAGUGUCGGUUCCCCUGUACCUCCCGCUGAAACAAUGGAGAACCGAAAAGGAACUUCAAACAGACGUCGCACCACUUCUAGUAGCAGACACAGGCGAGACACGUACAGUGAAGAUAAUCCAAGUCCUCAUGAAGUCCUGCAGUUCAGCAGUAGUGCCAUGGGUGAGAUCCUGGUUCACAGAGGAAAAUGUAUAGGUGAGAGCAAGAGACUGGGCCGGAGUGUGUACUAUGCCCUCAAUGCAGCCUCUGGAGAGUUUGCUGUUGUGUAUGAAUGGAUCCUUCGUUGGAACAAGAUGAUUGGGAAAUUCUUCACUAGCCAGGAGAAAGAAAAGAUCGAAAAAUGUAAAAAACAGAUCCAUGGAGCAGAGAGCGAGCUGAACUCCCUGCUGAAGUUGGACCACCCCAACCUGGUGCACUACCAGGCGUUGAGCUACAGCGAGCGUGAAGACUGUCUGGUGGUGAACCUCUUGGCUGAGCACGUGCCUGGUGGCAGCCUGGCUCAGAGCCUCUCUGCAGGAACGCCGCUGCCCCCUGAUCAGUUGAGGCACCAUGCCGCCCAGCUGCUCGCCGCACUGGACUACCUCCACACCAACUCAGUGGUGCAUAAGCAGCUAGCUGCCUCCUCCGUGCUCCUAGAUGCUCAGGGCAAUGUGAGACUAGCUGACUAUAGCCUGGCUAAACGGUUAGGAGACAUGUGCAAAGAGGACAUUUUUGAACAGGCUCACGUGCGCUUCAGCGAGGACACCCUGCCCACACCCACCGGCAAGAAAGGGGACAUAUGGAGCCUUGGGCUGCUUCUUUUGGCACUCACUCAGGGACGUGAGGUCAAGGAGUACCCUGUGACCAUUCCUUCUAGCCUACCCGCUGAUCUUCAGGACUUCCUCAAGAAGUGUGUGUGUCUGAAUGAUGCUGAACGCUGGAACACUCAGCAGCUACUCGAGCACUCUUUCCUGCGCCCACCCUCACCAAAGAGCCUUCCUCCAUGCCAGGAGCCCAGUCCAGAAGACAUGGAAGUGGAUUUUGCAUCCACGGUUAUCCCGCGGAGUCACCUUCUCAGCGCCCCUUUUAGUACAGUGGUGCAGAAACAGUUCUCCCGUUACUUCAACGAGUUCGAGGAGCUCCAGCUGCUGGGCAAAGGUGCUUUUGGAGCAGUCAUCAAGGUCCAAAAUAAGUUGGACGGCUGCUACUAUGCCGUUAAACGGAUCCAGGUGAACCCGGCCAGCAGGCAGUUCCGCCGUAUUAAGGGAGAGGUGACGCUCCUCUCACGCCUGAACCAUGAGAACAUUGUGCGCUAUUAUAACGCGUGGAUUGAGAGACAUGAGGCCCCGUCUACAGGGGCGGAGAGCAGCGACACCUCUGAGCCUGCCAGCACCCCUGAGCAGCGUCCACGCCCUGCUGCUCUGCCCCACCUCAAUGAGCUCGGCCUCCUCGACAAUGUGGAAGACGAUGCACCCCCACCAGCACUGGCCAGUUCAGUGGAGUGGAGCACAUCUCUGGAGAGGUCGUCCAGUGCAAAGUGCAACGCCACUGACUCCAGUGAUGAGGAGGAGGACGAUGAGGAUGAAGCAGAUGUGUUCUGUCCAUCUUUCCUCCCGUCCAACAGUGACUCGGAAAGUGAUAUCAUCUUUGACAACGGAGAUGCGAGCAGAGACAGUAUUGUGCAGGAAGAACGGAGUAAAAGGCAAGGAGAGGACACAGCAGACAGCUCAAUAUCUGAAAGGCCUCCUCUCAUUGCACAUUAUCUCUACAUACAGAUGGAGUACUGUGAAAAAAGUACUUUGAGGGACACAAUAGACCAGGGCCUGUACCAGGACUGCAGUCGCCUCUGGAGACUCUUCAGGGAGAUCCUGGAUGGCAUUGCGUACAUUCAUGAACAGGGAAUGAUCCAUAGAGAUUUGAAGCCUGUUAACAUUUUCCUCGACUCUCAUGACCACGUCAAGAUCGGAGACUUUGGCUUGGCUACUGACCAUCCAGCUAGCACGGCUUCAGGCAUACUGGAGGUGGAGGACAACAGCUCAGGGCUCGUCCUCAAAUCCGACCCAACAGGUAACAUGACGGGUAUGGUAGGCACUGCCCUGUACGUCGGCCCCGAGGUCCAAGGAAGCACAAAGGCAACUUACAAUCAGAAAGUGGACCUGUUCAGUUUGGGUAUCAUCUUGUUUGAGAUGUCCUACAAACCAAUGACCACGGCUUCUGAACGUAUCUUCGUCCUCAGCCAGCUCAGAAAGGAGUCCAUCGAGUUCCCUGAAGAUUUUGUUGAAUAUGAGAACGGAACACAGAGGAAGGUGAUUUGCUGGCUGCUGAGCCAUGAUCCGGCCCUGCGGCCCACAGCGGUCGAGCUAUUGAAAAGCGAGCUCCUCCCUCCUCCUCAAAUGGAGGAAUCGGAGCUACACGAGGUGCUACAGCACACAAUGGCUAAUGUCAAUGGCAAGGCCUACCGCACCAUGGUGAACCAGCUGUUCUCCCAGAGCAACUCUCCAGUGAUGGACUACACAUAUGAUAUUGACAUUUAUAAGGGCAGUUUUAAUUUCAACAGUGCAAAACUGCAGCAGUACGUGUAUGAGACAAUCACCAGAGUCUUCAGAAAGCAUGGUGCAGUAAGGUUACAGACCCCACUUCUUCUGCCCAGGAACAGGAAGCUAUAUGAAGGCUGUGAGAUGGCCUGCUUUAUGGACCACAGUGGCAUGCUGGUCACGCUUCCCUAUGACCUGAGGGUCUCAUUUGCCAGAUUUGUGGCCAGAAAUGGCAUUUCACACCUCAAAAGGUACAGUAUCGAGCGUGUGUUCAGGCCACGGAAAUUGGACAGGGCUCAUCCUAAAGAGCUGUUCGAGUGUGCUUUCGACAUCGUCGUCCCUGUGACGAGCAGCUUACUCCCUGAUGCCGAGACCAUCUACACUGUCUCUGAAGUUAUCCAGGAGUUCAGUGCACUCCAGGAAAGGAACUACACUAUCUAUCUGAACCACACCAGCCUGUUACGGGCCAUUCUGCUGCACAGCGGUGUGCCAGAAGAUAAACUAAACCAGGCUUCGUGUAUACUGUGUGAUGCCAUGAGUGAGAAACUGACGAAACGUGAGGUGGAAGCCAAGUUCUGCAACUUGUCCUCGUCUAAUAACAGUCUGCAAAUGCUCUAUAAGUUCAUCGAGCAGAAGGGAGAGCUGCGUGAGCUCAGUCCUUUCAUCAACUCUUUGACCAAACAGAAGACUGCUGCAGUCACACAGUUGGCCAAGCAAGGCCUGAAAGAUCUGGAGGAGCUUACAGGUCUGCUUAAGAGACUCGGAGUUAAAAUACAGGUGGUGGUCAAUCUGGGCCUUGUCUACAAGGUGCAGCAGCACUGCGGGGUCGUCUUCCAGUUUGUGGCCUUUAUUAAGAAGCGCAAACGCACUGUUCCUGAUAUAAUAGCAGCUGGAGGACGUUAUGACAACCUGAUCCUUGACUUCCGUGGACCAGCAGCCACUGCUCCCGUGGCCUCAGCGGUGGGGGCGAGCAUAGCCCUUGAUAAGAUCUGUACCGCUGUGGCAGCCAUGGAAGAACCGCCUCCUGUAAGUUCGUGUGAUGUGCUGGUGGUCCCCGUUGGCCACACGUCAAUGAGCAGAGCCAUUAAUGUCAUGCAGAAGCUCUGGACUGCUGGAGUGUCAGCUGACUUGGUCUACGAUGUGUUGCAGUCUCAGGAGGCUCUUCUGGAUCACUGCAGGCUCGCCGGCAUUACAUUCAUGGUUCUGGUCUCUGACAAAGAGGGCACGCAUAUCAAAGUGAAAUCUUUCGAGAAGGACCGUCAGUCAGAAAAGAGGAUUCCAGAGUCGGAUUUAGUGGACCACAUCAUCCAAAAAUGCCGGACCAAACUCUGUGACGAGAGAAGCCGAGAGGUAUCGGAGGGAGGGUCUCUCCAGAAUCCCAAGGGAUCACUCCUGCUAAACUCAGGGUCAUCGGAGCAGCACGGGGGAGGUGCAGUAAUAAACAUGAAUGUAAACGUGGUUACGCCGGAUAAGAUUUCAGCCAGCACACGACGACGCUAUGAGACCCAGAUACAAACCAGGUUGCAGAAUCUUAGCAAUAAUUUGCAGAACAGGAGUAAUGACAUCGAGGUGCUGGCUGUUGACUUGUCCAAGGAAACCCUCAUCAACUUCCUGUCUCUGGAGAGGUACAUGGCAUGGAUUCCACAAGAUGUUGGACAUAUUCCUUGGAGAUUCUGGUCCAUGUUGAAAUGAAUGAUUUGCCUAAUUGCUGCAAAGCAAACCUCCCAUUCUGCAACAUCCCAAAGGUGAUCAUCUGGAUUCUUUUGGAAUGAGCUCAUUGUCCUGUUCAUGGAACACUUUGAGAUGACUUGUGUUUUGUGACAUGGACAUCAUUCCGGACCAUUAUAAGAUGAGUAUAUUAUAGACAUAAAGGGGUGCACUUGGUCAGCAUCAGCACUUCAGAUAUGCUGUGGCAUUCAAACAAUGCUUGACUGGUUUUAAAGAGCCUAAAUGCGUGUGCCUGUGUUAACACAAGGCAGGUCAGGUCCAUGGAUUCAUACUGUUGUCACCAAAUUUUGACUCUACAAUCUGCAUGUUACUCCAGAACUUAUUUUUCCAAUCUUCAGCUGUCCCGUUUUGGUGAGCAGAUGUCCACUUCAGCCGAUAUCCAAUGUGGGCUUCUGUUGUUGUAGCCCAUAAGCCCAUAUGCCUUAAAGUUUGACACUUUCUGAGAUGCUUUUCUGUUCAACACAGUUGUAAAGAGUGGUUAUUUGAAUUAAGAUAUCUGUCCUGCCAGCUUAAACCUCUCUGGCUGUUCUCCUCUGAUCUUUCUAAUUGAGUGCAUCUCUGACUCCAGAACUGCUCCUUGGUUGAAUUUUUAUUCUUAUUAUUUUUAAACCAUUAUUUUUUAAAACCAACCAUUCCAUGAACUCCAGAGACUUGUGUGUGGAAAAUCUAGAGCAGCAGUUUCUGAAAUACUUAGACCAGCCUGUCUGGCCCCAACAAUCAUACCAUGGUAAAAGUCACUGGAAUCAAAUUUUCCCCCCAUUCUGAUGUUUGAUGUGAACAUUAACUGAAGCUCUUGCCCUGUAUCGGCCUGAUUUUAUGCAUUGCUGCUGAUUGCAUAUUGCAUGAAUGAGUAGUUGUAGAUGCUCCUAAUAAAGUGUGGCUGGUGAGUGUAUAUACUGUCCCAGGCCUUAGCAAGUGAAAAUAUUUCACAUGAGAUUAGUUAAAUGGAUUAUGAUGCCUACACUGUGUGCACAAUUAUUAGGCAAGUGAGUACUCGGACCCUACCAUUAUUUCUAUGCAUGUUUUCCAACCGCAAGCUAGAUACACUUGAAUGCUAAUUGGAUUUAAGCAUUCUCAGGUGGUAUUUAUUUGUGUAAUGAGGGAGGGUGUGACCUAAAGUCAUUAAUACCCUAUAUUAAGGUGUGCAUAAUUAUUAGGCAGCUUCUUUAUCUCAGGCAAAAUGGGCCAAAAAAGAGAUU